Molecule: messenger RNA, 5602 nt
Organism: Pogoniulus pusillus (Red-fronted tinkerbird)
Lineage: Eukaryota; Metazoa; Chordata; Aves; Piciformes; Lybiidae
Gene: COL8A2
Product: collagen type VIII alpha 2 chain
Exons: 3
Coding region: 67-2145 (692 amino acids)
Molecular function (GO): protein binding
Source: RefSeq, a predicted model, not a curated record
CCGGCUGCUCCCCGCCAGCCCGUGCCCGCCUGAGCCGCGCUCCGCCGAGGAGCAGUGGGGAGCAGGAUGCUGCUGGACGCUGUGGUGCUGCUGGUGAUGGUGCUUGGCCUUCGCUCGGCGGCGGGAGGCGGCGCGGCAGGUUACGCCCAAGUGAAGUACAUGCAGCCCAUGGUGAAGGGACCCUUGGGACCUCCCUUCCGUGAAGGCAAAGGCCAGUACCUGGACAUGCCACCGCUGCUGCCGAUGGACCUCAAAGGGGAGCCAGGACCCCCAGGGAAGCCUGGCCCACGUGGACCUCCCGGGCCCCCUGGCUAUCCAGGAAAGCCGGGCACAGGGAAGCCAGGGAUGCACGGCCAGCCUGGCCCUGCUGGGCCGCCUGGCUUCUCGGGCAUUGGGAAGCCUGGCAUCCCCGGGCUCCCUGGAAAGGCGGGUAUGAAAGGGAUGCCUGGAGCCAAGGGCGAGCCUGGCAUGCGAGGAGAGCAAGGGCCAAGAGGACUGCCCGGCCCCCCAGGGCUGCCAGGACCAGCUGGCAUCUCAGUCAAUGGGAAGCCAGGACCCCAGGGUGGCCCUGGCUUGCCUGGGUUUCGAGGAGAGCCUGGCCCGAAGGGAGAGCCAGGGCCUCGUGGGGAGCGAGGGAUGAAGGGAGAGAACGGCGUGGGGAAGCCAGGGUUACCGGGGCCUCGGGGCAACGGGGGCCCUCCUGGCCCUGCAGGGCCGCCAGGGCCCAUUGGCGUUGGCAAACCUGGCCUCAACGGCUUGCCAGGGGCACCAGGGGAGAAGGGUGACAUUGGGCCUCCGGGCGGGCCUGGCAUCAGCGGGGAGCCUGGCCCCAUGGGGCCACGGGGCCCCCCGGGCAUUGAUGGCAUUGGUGUGCCAGGCGCCGCAGGGGUGCCAGGGAUACAGGGCCCCAUGGGACCAAAGGGAGAGCCUGGCAUCCGUGGCCUCCCUGGUUUGCCAGGCCAAACAGGCUACGGGAAGCCAGGUCUGCCUGGCCUCAAAGGGGACCGUGGGCAGCCCGGGGCACAAGGAGCCAUCGGCGAUAAGGGGGAACCUGGUCUUGAUGGGGAGCCAGGCGAGCCAGGCCCUGCUGGCAUCAUCGGGCCACCAGGCCCACCAGGGUCCAUGGGACUGCCAGGCAAGCAUGGGCUGCCUGGAAGCAAAGGGGAUGUGGGGCCGAGUGGGCCUCCAGGAAUGCCAGGGAUACGUGGGGACCAGGGACCAAGCGGCUUCGCGGGAAAGCCAGGGGUGCCAGGAGAAAGGGGCCUGCCUGGGUCGCUGGGACCUCCGGGCCCAGCAGGCCCCAAAGGAGAACCAGGGUUCAUUGGCCUCCCAGGGGUGCCAGGAUUAACAGGUGGCCCUGGGCCCAAAGGGGAUGGCGGCAUCCCGGGGCAGCCAGGACUGAGGGGCCCCUCUGGCAUCCCAGGCUUGCAAGGACCUGCAGGUCCCAUGGGGCCUCAGGGCAUACCGGGACUGAAAGGGGAGCCCGGGCUCCCUGGAGUUCCUGGGGAGGGGAAAACCGGUGAGCCUGGCAUGGCUGGACCCAUUGGCCCACCGGGAAUGCCAGGAACACCGGGGCUGAAUGGGCCACCGGGCCCACCAGGGCCACCCGGGCCGCCAGGAGCACCCGGGGUGUUGGACGAGACGGGCAUCGCAGGGCUGCACCUGCCAGACGGCGGCGUGGAAGGAGCCGUGCUGGGCAACGGCAAACCGGGCAAGCCGCAGUACGGCCGAGGGGAGCUCUCCGCCCGCAUCGCGCCAGCCUUCACCGCCAUCCUCACCUCCCCCUUCCCGGCAUCGGGCAUGCCGGUCAAGUUCGACCGGACUUUGUACAACGGGCACAACGGCUACAGCCCGGCCACCGGCAUCUUCACCUGCCCCGUCUCCGGCAUCUACUACUUCGCCUACCACGUGCACGUCAAAGGGACCAACGUCUGGGUGGCGCUCUACAAGAACAACGUGCCCGCCACCUACACCUACGACGAGUACAAAAAGGGUUACCUGGACCAAGCCUCGGGCAGUGCCGUGCUUGAACUCAAGGAGAACGACCAAGUCUGGGUACAGAUGCCCUCGGACCAGGCCAAUGGGUUGUACUCCACGGAAUACAUCCACUCCUCCUUCUCUGGGUUCCUGCUUUGCCCCACAUAACGGCUGUUGGGCUCGGUUCCUUCUCACCCGUUUUAGCCAUAAACUCUCUUGGUUGUUUUUUUUUUUGUUUUGUUGGGUUUUUUUGGUUGUUUUUUUUUUUGUUUUUUUUUUUGAUAAAAAAGUGUUUUUAAAAUGAAUACAAAAAAAAAUCACUGGGAAGAAGGAGCAAGCUGUUGUCGUGGGACCUUGCUUUGGGCUGUUUGAUCCAGGAGUUGAGGGCAAUCAAGAAAGGAGAUCUCUUUUCUUUCUUUCUCGUUUGGGGGAGGGAGGAGAGCGACUCCCUCAGCCCAGCCUGUUUGGGAUCCGUGUUGCCCUAGUGACUGGACGUCAGACACAGGAACGAGCUUGGGAUGGCAAAGAUCUGGCUCUGCAGUGAACUGCUCUGAGAUCCAGAAAUGGUCACAUCUGGAAGAGCAGACCCCUCCUGGGCUGUAACCAAGGGCCCUGGUUUCCCUUGUUGAGCACUUGCCACACCUCCAGCAGCUGCUCUCAUGGGUGGUGGAUUUGCUAACCAGCACAGGGCUCCGAGGCACUUCACAUGAACCUGUCUGGCAGCGGAGAUCCGUGAGGGAUUGAGACAUCUCCUUCCUAAAGCCAUCGGACACCCGAGUUGCAGUCUCACUGAUGGCUGUUUCUCCAGACUGAUUUGAAGCAGUCUCCCCAGUUCACUCUGGAUUCACUCUGGUUGGAUUUAAACCCAUCAAACCUGGAACACUUUGCAUAAGCACCUUCUUGUAAGAAGUAAAUAUUCUUUUUAACCCUCGCCCCCCCCCAGCACCUUUUGGGAACAAACCCACCCAGGCGCUGGUGUCUGGGAGGAUGACAGAUGACCUAGUCCAAAGCUGCUGAGGACAGCUGGGACCCCUGAUGAACAUGGAUCCUCUCUUGGCUUCAUUCACCUCCUGGCAAGUCCAAGGGCUAGUUCUGUCCUAAUUCUCUGCAGCCCAGAGACUUGCUUGGCCUCCUGAGCAUCCUGCUCUGUGACAACCCAAGGAGGGCACCUCAAGCCUGGCUCAUGGUGCUCCUAGCCUGCUUUGACAGAAGGCUUGGUUAGGCUUCCUUGGAAGUGCCACUUACGGACAGCUUGCUUCUACUGUCUCACUCUUUUGGGAUGUGUAAACCUCUGCAUUAGUGUUUCCCCUUCCUCUGGGGACCUUCUGAUUAAGACAAAAUAGAGCUCCUCCUAACUGCCCAUUCCAUCAUUUCCCAAGGGUGCUAUUAGCUACUUAAGGAUGUCACUGAUGAGUUUAGUGCAAUAUGUCCCCAUCAAAGUGCACCAUCCCCGGUGUCAGUCUGUGACCUGGCUAAACACAACCACCACCUUUGUCUGUGGUUACCACUCUGUCUCACUAAUGCUUCAGCUGUCACCAACCUGAGCGUGAGCUGCAAAGUUCUGGGAGAGGUACAGACAGACACUGACCAGAGCAGCUGCUCUGUCCUCUGCCAAAGGGAGCAACUGAAGCCUCCUGCUUUGCAGAUAUUCUCAUGGUAGAACAGCCAUCACCACUUGCACUCACAGAACAGCCAUUCUGCUCAUCCCAGGCCAGUAGCAGGCUGCUGAAGCCAAUCCACACGCUGCAUGUCCCUCCACAAAGGCACAUCCCUGAGUAAACAGCAAUAAUUUGGCCACCAGCUGAGCAGUUCCCCUGAAAUUGUCCUAAAGCCUGUUUUAUGGCCAAAGAAAUGUAGCAAGAAUGGACUUGGGAUUGUUCUCCAGUUGGACUGUACAAGAUAUUUAAAAGACUUUUCUUUUUCUGUUCCUAUUUGGUUGUUUGUUUUUUUCUCCUUAAGCCUGUCCUGUGUUUCUGCCUCUUGCCAUCCCAGGCUUCCUUUGAGAAACUCACCUAUCCCUGGAGUUAAACACAAAAAGGCAGAGCUGGAAGGUCAGGGCUUCAGCUGCUGCCCCACCAGGGCUGGGCUGGGCUUAGCUUGCCCCCAUCUCUGGGAUGUUCACCACACAAAGGUGCAGGUUUCAUGUCCUGGUGAAACCUUCUCCAGCUGAAAGGCUGCCCCAGAGUCUGAUCCCACUGGAUGCUUUGAACUCCUGAAGGCAGAGGAAUGUUGGGGCCAAUCAGGUUUAGAUCAGGUUGUUUCCCAGCAGGAGCCAUACAAAGAGUCGCUAAAAGUGGAAGCUGAGAUCAUAGAAUCAGAGAAUUGUUUGGGUUGGCAAAGCCCUCUAAGACCAUCCAGUCCAACCACCAAUCCAGCACCACCAUGGCCAUUAAACCAUGGCCCUAAGUGCCAUGUCCACAUGUUUCUUGAACAAGCCCAGGCUUGGGAGGAAGGUGCUAGGCUGGGGUCCUGUGUCUCAUUUUUGAAGUGCCUUUCCCGUGGAGAACAGCAACAAGCUCAAGACGGUGCCACACAAGGCCCCGGCGUGCGGCAGGUCUGGCUCCCACCGCAGGCACCGCUGGAGCGCUGGCAGCACGUUCACACUGCCUGCAGCAGGGCCAGGAGCUCCUGAGCCACAUGUCAGGCUGGAAGCUUCAUCCUGCCACUCAGCAAAGCAACUUAUUUAUACUGUGUGUCCUAACCUCCAUUUCUUUCUUUUUUGGUCCUCUUUUCAUUUCCAUUCCAAAACUUCUUGUUCUAGCUGGCAGAAAGCGAUGACAAAAGCGCUCUCACCGCAGCGAGUGGACAACAACUCCUUGGGUGCUGUAGAUACCAGUUUGCAAUUUCACCUUCCCCCCUACCCACCCCCCCACAUCGUGUGCAGAGCAGGACCCAUAACCAACCUUCUGCAGCUAUAUUAACCCUAUGGCAUUUACCACAGCAGCCAAAAGGCAAAAAGAUUAUUUUAGACGCACAUAGAGUUAGGCUAAGAGCAACAAAAUAAACCAGAACGAUGCACAGGAUGAAGGGAAGCUGCUCCCUGAAACCAGACACUGUCGAGGAUGAGGGUUGGGUUUUUUCUUUGUGUUUGUUUUUGUUUGGUUUGUUGUCAUUGUUGUUGUUGUUUUUUUUUUCACGGGAGUACUGAGUAGGUGACAUUUGCCAGCAGGAAAGGGUCAUUGUCUGUCGUGUGUGUGAGCGCGUGGGAUUCAGGAUUCGAGCCUAAUGAUGCUAAUAAUAAGUAAUUAAAAAUGAAAGAAACUGAAUAAUUAAAGAAAAAAAAGUUAAAAAAAAAAUAAAAGGAAGGUUGGGUUUGGAUGAAAGUCUUAUUUUUAAUGAUUGAAAACUGCAUUACAGUGUGCAUUUUUAUAUACAAAUUCUUACUAUUUUUGUUAAAUUUGCCUCUAGUAUCUUCACUUCUAACCUAGUAUAUAGAGGUUGUUUAGUUUUGUAAAUACUUAUUACAUGCACUGCCUUUCAUAGUAAAAGUUGGUUUAAAAUGCACUCUUUUUGGGUUGGUUUGGUUUUUUUUUUUUGGUGAUCAGAACCUGGCCUUCUCUUCAGAACUAAAAACUGCAGUACUUGAUUGUAUUGACAAAACAUCAAUAAAACCCAUUGUAUAACA